GUCUCUUCCCAUCCCUGCCUUCUGCCAAACUGCAGAAAGGAGAAGAGUCCCUCUGAGCCUGUAGUAGCUCCCCAGUGACACCAGCAUGGAUCCUCGUGGGCCCCCCAUCACCUUCUUCCUCCUCCUUCUCUUCCCCUUCCAAGUUGCAAGAGCGGAUGACCCUAAAGAGACCCCCACCGACUUAACCCCCCAGAGCUUGGGCAGCUCGGUCAGUCUUCCCUUUGGCAUCCCGAAAGGGAUCGAUUUCUCCGAUAUCUCCCUGCAUUCUGCCUCCAGGUCACAGAAGGAGGCGGUGGCUUUGUGGACGCCUGGGCAGCCCCUUACUGUGGUCAGCCCGAGUUAUGCCGGGAGGGUGUCUUUUCUGGAUGAAACGGACUCCUUCCAAAUCCACAACCUGACCAUGGAAGAUGGAGGAAUCUACGACAUUCUGCUGAACAACGUGUCCUCCUUUUCGAGGCUAAAGCAGUACACUCUGUUUGUGUUCAGUGUCAGAACCACUGAAAACCUGCUUUCCAACGGCUCCUGCAGCCUCGAAUUGGAGUGCCAGGCGGGGGCAGGGAGCAGGGGGAAGGUGACCUACUCCUGGAAGCAUAAAGAAACGGGGGUCACCCUGUCUCAGAAUUCCUGGCUCCAUCUCGUCAUGAGCCCCAAGAACAAGGGCGACUUCUACACGUGCACGGCGCAGCAUUCUGCGGGGGCCCAGAGGGCAUGGGACGUUGCUCCCUACAGGGAGUGCAUAGCGGCGUCUGGGCCUGCAGGACCCUUUGGGACCAUCAGCAAAGCUGUUUUUGCACCUGCUGUGGUUGCCCUCUUGAUGCUCCUGUGAAGUUGGUCAGCUUUCGAACCAGUGCCAGAGUGAUGUGGAAAUUAGCUAUCCUGCCGCUUCCAAACCCUUGCACGGGUGUUUCCCCCUUACCUCCUAGUCUGUGGCCUGCCUGCAGCGCCUCUGGUUUCCCUCAUGACCAAACCAGAGAGAGAGAGAGAGAGAGAAUGCAAGACCAGAUUAGCAGGAACAUUCCCUAACGGCACCCCCUGACCAGGGCUACACACCUUGGGAUCCCCGGGUGUUAAUUGGCACAUCACCCAUGCCUCACUCUGUUGGAAAUGUUGGACUGCAGCUCAGACCUGAUGGGCUUGCAGGGGGCUGCCUCACUGCCCUUUGAUCUCCCGUGCUGACCUAUCCUUCAGGGUGUUCAGUGAUGCUCUUCGGGUUGCUGACCUCACUUCCCGCUCCGGUCAUAUCCCUGUUUCCUGGUCCAGACUCCUGUUAAAUCACUGCCUCAGUUGCCUUGUUUAAAUGUGAGCUGCUUGGCUCAUUCGCUCAGGUUCAGCCCCAGGGGCCGGCGCCAAGGGCUGGCAUGUCUGGGGCACCCUCCAAGAGCCCACACCCCAGCAGGGGAUGCACUGAUUCCUCCUCUUCGUCACCAUUGCAGCCUGCUUGCUUGUUUAUACACCGCUCACUCUGGCCAGACAGCGGUGGGGUGAGGAGAAGGGCCAGGGAGGCCUCUGCGUGCUUCCUCUUUCGUUGUGUCACUGGCUGGCAAGCAAACACACUGGUGACAACAAAGUGGACAAAGAAUGGGCUGGUGGAGGUGACAAAAAUGGCAAGGAGGGGUAGGGAGGGACCCAUGAGGGUCAAUGUCUGAGAGCUGCUGCCAGUCAGUGUAGGCAAUACUGAGCUAGAUGGGCCAAUGGUCUGACUCGGUUGAAGGGAGCUCCCCAUGCCCCUCCUUCAAUCAGCUCUUUAUUCAAAACCAUGAGGUCUGGAAUCUUGCUUUAUUUUGAUGGUCUGGUUUGCUUGCAAAAGGUCCCAGGUUUAAUCCCUGACGGCAUCUCCAGGUAGGGCUGGGAAUGUCCUCUCUCUAAAACUUUGGAGAGCCCUUGCUGGUCAGCACAGACUAGCCUUCUUCUCAAAAUGUUUUUGGGCUUCCCAGUUCCCAUCAGUUCCCAACGGCCAAGCAUGGUGGGAGUUGUAGUUCAGGAACAUCUGGAUGCAACAAGACGUUGCAAGGGAUCUUGACAGGCACCUCUUGGAUUUUCCCAAACUGCUUCAUCUCAAAGCCUGGCAAUUGUGAGUUAACUUUGUUUACUGUCCUGGGGUGAUUGUUGUGUGUGGGGCACAGAAUGUACGGUUGUUGAUAAUUCUGCACUGAAAAAGGCCCUCUAACCUGUCCAGCAGAUGGCAGCAAUGAGCUGUGUUGAGGUUCUAAAUGAGAUUUUCUAUUUGAUUCCUUCCUAUGGUUCCAUAUCUGCCAUAGAUGAAAGGGAGUGUUUGUGUGUGUGUAUGUAUGUGUGUACAUGUAUGUAUGUGUGUGCAGAGAACUGGGGUGGAGGGGCAAUUUGAUUUUGUUUGCAUUUUGAGGGACAACUUAAUCUGCACUUUGCAAACCAACACAUGGACCGAAAGACAGCUAUCCUUUGAAAUUUGCUCUUCUCUGACGUUAGCAAUGCAGUUCCUUGGACAGAAAAAUGCACGUAUGAGGAGGAAAUGUGCAUUAAAAUGCAUAUAUUAGGGGAAAUAACGUACAAAAUACAUUAUAUUAGGGAUCUUUGCUUGCAAAAAUGUGUAUGUUGGUCAAAAUUGCAUACAAAAUGUGAAGAAAUUUGCAUUAAAAUGCUGGUGAAUGUU
Messenger RNA from Rhineura floridana, 2629 nucleotides. It is a transcript of the gene SLAMF9, whose product is annotated as SLAM family member 9. Lineage: Eukaryota; Metazoa; Chordata; Lepidosauria; Squamata; Rhineuridae. The transcript has 4 exons. Bases 86 to 826 code for a protein of 246 amino acids. The record is from RefSeq and is a predicted model, not a curated record.